AUGGCGGCCGCCUCGUGGCUCAUUGGGGGCCUUUUGGCAGUAAUGUGUUCAGUUGGGAUGUUCUUCCUGUCCUUCUGUGGGUCCAACAUCGUCCCGCAGUUUUUCUGUAACAUCCCCUCCCUGCUGAAGAUCUCCUGCUCCAAGUACCACGUCGCCGUCGACGUGAGCGUCACCGCUGGGGCAGUGUUAGGCCUCCCCGGCUUCAUUCUCAUCAUCUUCUCGUACGUGCGCAUCUUCCGGGCCGUGCUGAGGAUGCCGGUCCCCGAGGGCCGCACCAAAGCCUUCUCCGCCUGCCUGUCCCACCUCGCUGUCGUCACUAUUUUCAUCUCGGCGGCGGCAUUUGUCUAUCUCAAGCCGCCCUCGGACUCCUCCUCGAUCGUGGAUCUGCUGGUGUCCGUGUUCUACUCCGUGGUGCCCCCCAUUCCCGGAUGGUUUGCCGUCUCAGCGGAGUCCCUGGCCUGUCGCCCCAUGGGUACAGAAUAUUUUAUCCUCACGGCGAUGUCCUCCAACCGCUAUACCUCCAUCUGCCUCCCCCUGAGCUACGAGGUCGUCAUAAACAGAGGGGCCUAUGGGGAGAUGGAGGCCGCCUCAUCUCCUGCUCCAAGGACCAUGUCGCCAUCGACGUGA
Molecule: messenger RNA, 627 nt
Organism: Tachyglossus aculeatus (Australian echidna)
Lineage: Eukaryota; Metazoa; Chordata; Mammalia; Monotremata; Tachyglossidae
Product: olfactory receptor 14A2-like
Exons: 4
Coding region: 1-627 (208 amino acids)
Biological process (GO): G protein-coupled receptor signaling pathway
Cellular component (GO): membrane
Molecular function (GO): olfactory receptor activity
Source: RefSeq, a predicted model, not a curated record